This is a messenger RNA of Rasamsonia emersonii CBS 393.64, 273 nucleotides long. RefSeq lists its product as uncharacterized. The record is from RefSeq and is a predicted model, not a curated record. Lineage: Eukaryota; Fungi; Ascomycota; Eurotiomycetes; Eurotiales; Trichocomaceae. The transcript has a single exon. The annotation marks the transcript as partial.
CUUCUGUUUUGGUCCUCCAUUCCCUUCCUUUUAUCGGUCCCUGUUGGACCUUCUUUUCAUGGUCCAUACUGGACUUCCUUUCCACGGUCCUUGUUGGACUCCUCUGCUUAUCUUAUCAAUGGACCUUUCCUAAAUCACAUGACCUUGUGUGCCCAAUCCUCAGUUCUGCGGGUUAAUGUUUCAUCCUGUGUCGCUGUGUUGGACAGCGCUCUGUUCUGUUGGUUUGUAACAUCACUCCCCUUCUUCAAGACUUUUGUCCUCGAAAGUAUUUAA